AUGUUCAAAACCGGUAGACCUUCUUCCAACAAACCACAACAAAAAUACAUACACAAACCCAGAAGAGGAAAUGGGGAAACCACACCAAUAGAAUUGAAUUAUGCUAGAAAUUCUUCAAGUAAUUACAAGCAUGAAAAGAACAGGCAGAAAGGAAAUUGUUUUAAGUGCGGGUUACCAAGAUAUUAUACAAAAAAUUGUAAAUCCAAAAAUAAAUCUAAACUUACCAAUAUAGAAGAGAAAGCAAAACCAACUUCACAUAAUAUUACAAACAAUAGUUUGAAAUUAACACAAGUGGAAGAAAAUCAUAAACAAUUGUUAAGGUUUAAAACAAUUGAAGUCCAAGCAGACCCCCAGAAUAUAUAUAAAGAACAUAAUUGUAAUUCGGUAUUCAUCUCUUGGCAACAAUUAGCUAAAGUACCUAGUAGUGAAGAAAUUUAUACUAUACAUGUUAAUAAAAAAGAUAAUAGAAACACCAGCCACCCACCACCCGAAGUUCAAAAGAUUCUCCAAGACUUUAAAGAAAUUUUCCCUGAAACCUUACCAGACUACCUGCAUUUAGAACAAAAUAUCGACCAUACUAUUAACCUUGCAUCAGAUAAAUGGAAAGGUAUACUUAAAGGAAGAAUCAAGAUUGGCAAUUCUAGCAAACAAGGAGUUAAGAACACAACUACUUUAUGA
Molecule: messenger RNA, 678 nt
Organism: Racocetra persica
Lineage: Eukaryota; Fungi; Glomeromycota; Glomeromycetes; Diversisporales; Gigasporaceae
Source: the annotation of a GenBank genome assembly